Molecule: messenger RNA, 396 nt
Organism: Drosophila obscura
Lineage: Eukaryota; Metazoa; Arthropoda; Insecta; Diptera; Drosophilidae
Gene: Neb-cGP
Product: ATP synthase membrane subunit K, mitochondrial
Exons: 3
Coding region: 66-212 (48 amino acids)
Source: RefSeq, a predicted model, not a curated record
UCGAUGGUUUGACACCUCUAUUAUAUAAUUAUUUUAUUCCGUGAAAAACCUGAAAGCUGGAAACAAUGGCUGGUGAAGGCGAGAAACUGACCGGCUUGUCGAAAAUAUUCAAUGGCUCGACCAUGAGCGGACGCGCCAAUGUGGCCAAGGCUACAUAUGCUGUGAUGGGACUCGUGAUUGCCUACCAGAUCCUGAAGCCCAAGAAGAAGUAGAGGGCUGCCGUUGCCUCCCUUUGUUUUCUUCUCGUACCAAGUGCUUCUGCAGCCCCAGUCGGACCCCUGGACCGUAUGCUCGUGAUCCGAACACCAAAGAACGGGCGCCGCAGGAUCGAGGCCAUGUAAUUUCAUGUGCAGUGCAAGACCUUGAAGGAAUAAAUAAGUUGAAAAUUUAACACAC